AUGGGCAACAGUCUAAGGUGCUGUUUGGCUUGCGUACUACCAUGUGGAGCCCUAGACUUGAUCCGGAUCGUCCAUUUGAAUGGCUACAUAGAAGAAAUCUCACAUCCAGUUACAGCCGGCGAGAUCUUAGAAGCAAACCCUAAUCACCUUCUCAGCAAACCCAACUCCCAAGGGGUCGUGCGCAAAAUUUUGAUCCUCUCGCCGGAGUCGGAGCUCAAGCGAGGCAGCAUCUAUUUCUUGAUUCCGUCUUCUUCUGUGCCGGAGAAGAAGAAGAAGAGUAAGAGCAGCGGCAAUAAGAAACCCUCAAAAAAGAGCAGCAAGAGCCAAAGCGAUAGUACCGACCGUUACUUGACGGAGAUUGUGACGGAAAAGAAGUCUAUGUCUCGCCGGGAUAGGAGGGCUGGCCGUGUCACGGUAUGGCGGCCUCAUCUCGAAAGCAUCACCGAAGAUUAA
Molecule: messenger RNA, 453 nt
Organism: Malus domestica (apple)
Lineage: Eukaryota; Viridiplantae; Streptophyta; Magnoliopsida; Rosales; Rosaceae
Source: RefSeq, a predicted model, not a curated record